GGAAGUUAUUUAUUUGGGAAUGUCAAUCUCGGAAGCCGGCAUUUCACCCAACAGAGGAGAAAGUGCAAGCCAUCAAAGAUGCCGCCCCUCCGGCAAAUGUUUCUGAGUUACAAUCUUUUAUCGGUACAGCAAAUUUCCUGCGUAAGUUUGUGCGAGGGUUUGCAGGAAUUAUGACACACCUUUGUACAAAUUACUUCGGAAAGGAACACCGUGGAAAUGGAGUAAAACUGAACAGGAAGCAUUUACAACUAUCAAGUCGGCAUUGUGUUCGGAUUCUAUAUUAAGACAUUAUGACCCAGCUGCUGAGCUGGUACUCCAGUGUGAUGCAUCUACUAUAGGAGUUGGAGCUGUACUGUUCCAGCCGGGACACGAUGGCUCAUUACAACCAGUAGCAUACGCUUCUAGAACUCUUAAUGCAGCUGAGAAAAAUUACGCUCAAAUUGAACGUGAAUCGUUAGAAUUGUAUUUGGAGUUACAAAAUUCCGCCAGUAUUUACUGGGCAGACAUUUUAAACUCCUAACAGAUCAUAAACCGUUGAUAACCUUACUGGGGGAACAUAAUUCAGUUCCACAGUUAGCGUCAGCACGGAUCAAGAGAUGGUCCCUUCUUCUGGCUGCAUACAACUACACGAUUGAGUUUAUCUCUGGAAAAGAAAAUGUCUAUGCAGACUUUCUUUCAAGGAAACCUACUAACAUACAACCAACAACUCCGGAGGAACAGGUAGAUGUUCAAGUCAUGUUUAUCGAAGGAGAAAAAAUUGUUAAUUCCACAAUGGUUGCCAUGGAAACUAAGAAAGAUGCAGUCCUAAGUAAAGUACUAGAAGUUACGAAGAAUGGGUGGCCAGAAAAACUACAACCUGAAUUACAACCUUAUCAUACUAGGCGAUUAGAAUUAUCACAUGAAGAUGGAAUUUUGUUAUUGGACAUUCGAGUUGUAAUUCCAAUACGUGAUAUUCUACUGAAGGAUUUACAUGCCGAACAUUUCGGAAUAGUGAAGAUGAAACAGUUGACGCGUAAAUACCUAUGGUGGUCUAAGCUCGACAAGGAAAUCGAAGAAAAAAGGUUAAGUCUUGUAUGGCAUGUCAGGAAGAAGCCAAAUCACCAAAUGCAUCUCAACAAACAUCAUGGAUAGGCCCGGAGGCCCUUGGAAACGUAUUCAUACAGAUUACGCAGGUCCAUAUCUAGGGAAAAUGUUCUUAGUCGUAGUCGAUGCCUAUUCCAAGUAUCUUGAGAUUGUCCCAAUGUCUAUUUAUUUAUUUAAUGAAUUUAUUGAGCAAUCUACAUACGUACUAUAUCAGGUACAAAGAUAAAAACUUGACAAACGAAAGACAAACACACGUCACAAAUCACAAAUUAGUAGAUACACUCAAACGGAAAAGCACAAACGGGACACUAAAAGUCCCAUGCGAGGUGCUCCCCGUAAUUAGUUUAGAUAUAGUUAAUUGGAUAUACCCACACAUAUAUAUUACUUGUGGUAUCAUUAAGUCCUAUGGCAAGGACAGUCACGAGUUAAUGACCACGUACAAGCCAUGUCUACGUCAUAAACAUUACUAAUUAAUGUAUAGUAUCUACGUUUAAGAUAGUGUUUAAACGAGUUUGGAUUACGGAAAAUGUCAGGUGAGACUUCUUGGCACACUGUGUUCCAAAUCUUUAAUAAUGACUAAAUAAUAAUAAUCUUUAAUAAUAAUUAAUAAUAAUAAUAAUAGUCUUUAAUAAUAAUCUUUAAUAAUAAUUUUUAGUCUAAUGCUACUUCAACUACCACCAUAACAGUUUACGACAUAUUUUCAGCAAUUUUGGACUACCUGAACACAUUGUUUCAGAUAAUGGUAGCCAAUUUAGAUAAUGGUAGCCUUCCUAGACCUCUUUCUGGAAUUGUAAUUUGUGUCGUAUACCAUCCACCAGGUAUCCCAGUAUCAGAUCACGAUGAUCUUAACGAAUAUUUAAUCAACACGAAUGAUGUAAUUCGAAACAAAUACCCGGACCACGGUCUGGUCAUCACAGGUAAUUUCAACGAUUUUGAAACCGGAACUUUAAUGUCUAGCCAGAAUGUAAAGCAAGUUGUCGAUAAACCAACAAGAGAAACAACAGCGAUAUUAGACUUUAUUAUUACUAACUUGCACCAAUUAUAUCAGAGCCCCCAUAUUCUUGCUCCGCUGGGUUCAAGUGAUCAUAACAUUGGCAUCCAUCCGAUGUUAAUACAAAUGAAAAAAAAUACUCAAGCUAGUAAAAUCAACUAAACCACUAGUACGUCGUUAUCCAAGAUCAGGUAUGGAUGCUUUUGGUAGAUGGGUCUCUACUUAUGACUGGUUCGGCGAACUAGAACCCAACCCUACUACCGAUAGUCUGGCCCUCUCUUUCACGAACCGCCUGACAGAAACUAUUCACAGAAUUUUUCCACAAAAGAAAGUAACCCGUCAUCGAAAUGACAAACCUUGGAUCACUCCGACCAUUAAACAACUUAUCGUUGAUCGCCAAAAAGCUUUCCAUUGCCAAAACAUAGCCGUGUGGGAAUCUUUGAAAUAUAAGGUUCAACAAGAAAUCAAAUCUAGGAAAACAACUUAUUAUAAAACAGAAGUAAAACAUUUGAACAAGGACGACUGUCGAAGGUGGUGGAAAAUUGUAAACACCAUGGCAGGAAAACCGGAGAAAAACAAUUGCUUCAAUUUCGAGCGUGAUGGGAUAAUCCUAGAUGAGUCCGAAUUAGCCAACAGCCUAAACGAGUUUUACGCAUCAGUAAAUAAUGACAUUCCAACACUCGACGUAACAAAACUUCCCACCUUCCUCCCAGCCGCCGAAGCUACCCCGAGGCUUGAACCGUAUGAAGUAUGUAAGAAGUUACCAACAAUCAAACCUUUCAAAUCCAGCGGCCCGGACAAUAUUCCCUGUCGAAUCUUAAGGGAUUUCGCUUACGAACUUUCCGAGCCUGUUACAACUAUUUUUAACGCAUCACUCGCAUCUGGAUCUGGAAAAAAAAUCUGGAAGGAUUCAGAUAUUAUUCCUAUCCCUAAGAAACAACAGCCUACUUGCGAAGAAGAGACAAGACCUAUUUCACUGACAUCUUGUCUAUGUAAAGUCUAGAAGACUUUGUAGUCUCCUGGAUGAUAACCGAUAUGGAAGACUUGACCCAAGACAAUUUGGAUGCCUGAAUGGAACAUCGACGACUUAUUGUCUUUUGGACAUGAUUCAAACUUGGUUGUCCUUCUUAGAUGGUCACGGAAGACACCUACGGAUAUGUUUCCUCGAUUUUGCAAAGGCGUUUCACCAUAUUGGUCAUAAUAUGGUAAUAACCGAACUAUUGGAUUUGGUGUUCGACGAUCCUUGGUACCAUGGGUAAUUAACUUUCUUUCUAACCGUCGAUACAGAGUUAAAUUAGGAGAUAUAAUCUCGGAUUGAUUAACAAUGAAAGCUGGCGUCCCACAGGGGACAAAGCUUGGCCCAAUUUUGUUUUUGGUAAUGAUAAAUAAUCUCAAUCCCAGAUCCAGCGGAACAGAUAUUUGGAAAUAUGUUGACGAUGUAUCCACCUCGGAGGGACUGGCAAAGAACAGCAAUUCUAAUAAGCAAUUUAAUCUUGACUCAAUCUGUUCUUGGUCCCUACAGAACUAUAUGAAACUUAACGUUAAAAAAUGUAAAGAACUACGCAUUUGUUUUCAGAAAGAUAAACCUGAACUAUUGCCGUUAUUGAUAGAUGAACAAGUGUUUGAAAUCGUUCAGUCUCACAAAGUUCUUGGUAUUAUUAUUCAGGACAAUCUAAAAUGGAACGAACACAUUGAUUCAGUCGUUUCCAAAACAUCUAAACGGUUGUACAUUAUCCGCACUUUACGCCGAAGUGGCGUCCCUGCUAAAGAUUUACUUGAGAUCUAUUGGCAUAAUACUUUACCUUCGUAUCUUGCUAACCAGUUAGAAUGAGUCCAGAAACGCGCACUUAGAAUUAUUUUACCAGAAUACAUCUAUAGUGAAGCCCUAACACUUCUGAAAUGCGCCCGGCUAGGCGAGAGACGAGAAAAACUUUGCCUUAAAACCUUGAAAAAUAUACCACAAGGAAAUCCUUUAUUUAGUCACAUUCCUGCACCGAGAGACACCUGUUACGAUUACAACCUAAGAAAUUCUAAUGCAUUAACUACGAUCAAAUGCAGAACAGCUUCUUUCCGAGCACUGUGGCUAUUUUUAAUGACAGUAGCAACAUUUAAAUACAGAUUUUAUAGAAGUACAAAGUAACGUUUUAAUACAUUUUAACUCUUUAAUCCUUAUUAUUGUUAAUAUAGUAAUUAAAUACUUAGUUGUAAAUUCACCGCAAUUCAAAUUUAUGCGAUGGUGAAUGUUCUUAAACAUGAAUAAUAAUAAUAACAAUUUACCAGUGAGGAGUUUCAGAAAUUUCUGAACGAUGACAAUAUUCAACAUACUACAACCGCUCCAGGACAUCCUGCAACGAAUGGACUGGCAGAAAGGAAUGUGGGUAAUUUUAAAGAUAAACUAAAGAAAAUGGGAGACUCAGGAGAGCCAUUGCAGACAAAACUAGACCGGUUUUUGCUGACGUACAGAGCUACCCCUACAGGGUUAGGAAAGUCACCAUCAGAGUUGCUAAUGAACAGGCAACCACGGAUCCGAUUGAGUGCGCUUAGGGCGAAACAAUCGAAAAAUGAAGUAAAAAUAUUUCAAGAUAAUCUAGAUAAUCAACCAAAGUACAGUCAGAAUCAAGCAGUAUUCGCACGAAAUUUUGGCAAAGGAGCACGAUGGCUUCCAGGGGUUACAGUAAAGAUAAUUAGUCCUAGAAAUUAUGAUGUGAAAGUGAGGGAUGUUAUGUGGAAACGACAUGAAGAGCAAUUGCGUCCACGACACAUACCUAGUUUUGAAAACGCAGAACAAGCGAAGUCCGAGAUGGAACAACAUUUGUUCCCAGAAACGAAGACAGAAACAAACAAAAGAGAAACAAUUCCUGCACACACGGAGGAUAGGGUACCUGCAGUACCAAGUGUGGUUACGAAUUAACGAGUUCGAUACGUUCACCAUAGUUAACACGAAAAGUAAAGAUCGGGACUGUGGAGAACUUACUAGUAAAAUGGACUUACUUGUUAACGUUACACCAAGCGAGUCCACAAGAAGGUAUCCUUUACGUGAGCGUAAACCUCCUAAAAGGUUUACUGAAUAGUAAAAACAUUUCGAACUUAGGUAGAUUGUUGUGUUAUGUUACGGGUUUAACGUCUACAGUGCAUGGACACUUCAAGAGGGGGCAGUUGUUAUAUAUUGAUUAUAUGAAGUACUGGAUAUAGACGCAUGCGUAGGAGUGAACUCACAUAGAGCAGUUCGGGACGAGAGAGUUCUUUUUAGAGAUAGUCGUUAUUGCACUUAUUUUGAGAUUAAAAGUUAUUUUUGGCAUUCAAUCCAUACUCGGAUAUACACGAGAAAUACAUUACAAUUUCGCAACCAAAUUUUGCAAUUUUACUCAUUUCAUUAUGUUCUUUUUAACUGUUGUGUUUUAUUUCCUUCUCUUUACUUAGAUUAAAAUUUAGUCUAACAUGCAAGUUGUCCAUUAAUUAAUUAUGGAAUUCAAUACAAAUUGAAAUUAGGAAUUCCACCUUACUAAAAAUAAAAAAUAAACUGAAGAAAAUAAUUUGUUAUGAACUAUAGCUUUAAUGUUGUUGUAAAUAUUGUGAAUAUUUCAAAUGUCACGGCGCCUGGGAAGAUCAAUUUGGAUGACCGACAGGGCUCAAUGCAUGCUUAAAUAAAGUUCACUCUAUUAAAAUUCACUCUAAUCAGUUCACUCCUAAUUUUGUCUGCUGGUAAAGGAUUUAUAAACUCAUAAAAUUUAAUGACCUUUUAUAGUUGAAUUAUCACUUCACAAAUCUUUAUGGAAGCGAUUUUCUCGACUCGGAAGUGUUGAAUUUAAGGUAAUCUGUACGGGGUUCAUAUCCAUGCAUGAGAGGAGGCAAGUGAAAGGCUUCCUGCGCGCGUCUUAUCAAACGACUGAUGUCAUGAGAUUGCGCGGAGGCGCGCUAGUAAAAUGCUAUAAACCUGUAUUAAUCCUCUGGGGCCGAUCAUCUUAACCCUAGGUUAACCUAAAGUUCAAAGCAAACUUCCUGGUAGCUUGUUUACAAAUUUGGAAAUGAUUCUUCAGAAAUCCUGUCUGGAUCGAUAGGAGUUUACUUCUCUGAAGUUUUGAAAUAAUCAAAAGUGCAGAAAUACAUGAACUAAAACAGCGGGUUAAAUUUUAGCCGAGGGUUAGCGCUAACCCAGCUAUAAACAACCAGCUCCUGGAGGUAUACAGCUAUUUCAAUUAAGGUUGUCCAGGAGCAAAGCGGAAGUCGAAUACGAGCGCGAAAGGCUGCUGGGAAUCGGUAACAAAUUAAUGAAUUUUCAAAGCUGUUCCCAGCAGCCUUUCGCGCUCGUAUUCGACUUUUCCGCUUUGCUCGUGGACAACCUUAAUUGAAAUAGCUGUAUACAAUUUGAGCCGUUGAGUAAUGUGAUAUACCAGAAGUUGCCUCAAUAUGCAGGGCCGCCGAGAGGGGCUGGGGAAGGGGAUUGCCCGGGGCCCCCACCUUAAUAGGGACCCAACGUGAGAGAGAGAGCCUAAAAUUUAGUAGAUUCUUUAAAUUAGUCAGAGCAUUUUUGAAAUUGAGGGCCCCUUACAAUAGCUCCACAUGCAGUCUAGCUAUAAAGGUCUAUUUAGAUAGAUAGAUAGAUAGAAACUUUAUUUAUACACGCUGACCCCGUCAACCGAAGCUUAUUUUCACGGGGGCGUGUGCAAAAAUAGAAAAAUGUUACAUGGAGAUAUUAAAAGAGUUAAGUUUAAAAAGGUAGAAUAUUAAAUUAUUUACAUGAUAAGAAGGUUAUUAGAAUAUUUACAGUUGCAUCAAUUUACUUAUUACUCUAUGUCAAUUUUGUGAGCAUUUGGGUGACUGACUUGGGUCUGGCUUAAAAGUAAUGAUGUCAUGGGGCCCCCAAAGAAGAUUUGGCAAUAUGUUUCUAUCACUGAUCUGAAAUAUAGCUUCCAAAACCUCUUCGAAGUACUUUUAGAACGUUUUAUACACCACAUAAUGAGGCUUAUGGCGGCCAUGUUUGAUGGCCACAUUAGUUAUUCACUUAGGAAAAAAGAGAGGCUACUGAUGAUAAAUUCUUAUCUAGGCAAUAUUUGUCCUUUCCCACUGGUGACUAGAAACGUAAACGAACAGUAAAACAUGUCCACAACACCAGAUUAGAUUAAUGGUGAGGUCAUCCAAUAUGACUGGCAUUGGUUUCACUUAUGCACAGCAGAUGCUUUAUCCAGUUUAAUUUCAGAUCAGUGGUCUCCAUCAACACAAAUUCAGCGCAAGCUAUAUGUAUCUAUCAGGCAUAUGCAUAUUUAACAAACAGAUACACAAUAUGACGUCAUAAUGUGGGAAAAACAAAGGGGCUCACGAACUGCCGAGGCCAGUGGGUCACUUUUUUCUUUUCCCACAUUAUGUACUGUGUAUGUAUAACUGAGCAGACAACAGCAAAAUCUUAUCUGUUCGUUUUGUCUAAAUAAAAAAAAACCCGAAUUAAGCAGGUAAAUAGCUUACUUUUUAUCCACCCAAACAUUUGAAAAUUUGAAAACACAACUAUAAUUUUAGUAUGUAGGAAGUUGUAGCCUUAUCAAUCCGAAGCUUUGUAUGCAACAUAUCUCGUAGACAUCAGCGAAAUAUUUAUCUUUAGUGCGGGUAGUGUGGUCGCACAAAUUCUACUGGUAUUCAAACCUGGCCAGGUUCCAGGUGCAAAUAGUUUGAACAAUGAUUUCGUGAGAACCCUUGCAAGUGGAACUAAAGCUAAUGAAAAAGUGCUGAACAACACAUACGUGAUUGCUACAUCAGAGGAAAAGUCUAGUCGAAUAUCAGGUAAAGAGAUAAAUUCACAUUGUAUUUGCCUUUUGCAGUUUUGGUCGGAAACACGAAGAAAAUUUGCUCUGCUUUGCAAAAUUUAUGCCAGUGUUAAAAUAACAAGUUCAUUUACUCUUCAUAAUCUUGUAGCGUUUCUGCCCCGCCAUGGCCGUGCCGAGCGGUACUUGGUUGGGGGAGAGGGGGUGAAUUUAAAAAGUAGACACCUUAAGAUUGACGUAUUUUUCGCAAACGUCUAACCGCUAGAAACCACGUGACCAGGAGCUUGCCGUCACGUUCGCCGUAAAUCGCUCACGUUUUAAACCUCACGAGUGCAUUCUACAGGUAAAUGAUUUACCUCAGCAUUUUAUUCAACUGUUAUUAUUUCAUUGCACGUAUAUGUAAUGUAUUAAGACAAAUAUACAUCUUACCUUUGAUUUGGAUGGAUAAAAGUUGUUUUUAACAGGUAAUUUUUCAUAUUCUGAGUGCUUUUAACUGAACGAUGUAUAAAUUCGACUCUCUAAUUUAUUUGGGUUAAACAAACAUGAAAAUUUCGAUUGUCAGUUCAAUAUUUUGUGGCAGAUUUUGGUAUGAUAGAUUUCUUAAAUUGACCAUUUGCGUAAUACUAAUAGACUAAAUUUUGAUCUAUAGACAAAAAUUUCAUCGCAGCUUGGAAGAGCAUCACAAAAUUAGUAAUAUUCCAAAGUUUCGUUGCGAAAUGUUGUAAAAUGUGGGGAUAAUAUAGCCUUGCGAAGUUUGCAAUUUUCAGUCAUUUUAGAUUACAAACGGGAAAAUGACAGCCCCAUACCCUUUGAGGCUGUCAAUUUCCCGUUUGUAAUCUAAAAUGACUGAAAAUUGCAAACUUAGCACGGCUAUAUUAUCCGCAUUUUACAACAUUUCGCAACGAAACUUUGGAAUAUUACUAAUUUUGCGAUGGUCUUUCAAGCUGUGAUGAAAUUUUUGUCUGGACUUGUUUAGAUCAAAAUUUUGUCUGUUACGCAAAUGGUCAAUUGAGAUUUGUUUAUUUUAAGUCGUGUUUUGAAUCGUUUUAAUUAAUAAACGUUUACAUUUGAACAUUCACGAUAAAGCAAGUUCAAAAUCAUCGAUGACCUUUUCACAGUCCGUGUUUAAACAUACUUGCAUAUUUCUUACUUACAUUUAUACUUUCAUAUUUCAAUUCAUUUUAAUUAACAAAUUGGUAGUGACAUUUGUUUUUUGACAGGAUGGCACAAUUCAAAUGAUCCUAUAGUUUCGACGGGAAAAAAAUUGAACUCGAAGAAAAACGUCAAUCUUAAUUUCAUAUUUGCAAGUACAGCAAACGUGAAAUCGCUAACGGCAAACCGCGGUUUGCGGUUAGGCGUAACUAAAAUAAACGUCAAUGUUAAGGUGUCUAUUUAACACGUUCCACACUUCUAGCAUUCCGGGGGCCUCCUCAGGGCGAGUUGGGCCCCCUUUCUUAACUUUUUUUUUUGGAGGGGAGUGUGUUACACCAACCCCACACUCCGCCCCGUGUUUGUCGUUUCCCACACACAGCCUCCGUUCACUCAUUCCUCACGAGACUUAAACAGUAAAAGAUAAUGAUUCAUCAUCAUCAUCACGUGGUACUUUUACUGUUCUCUAGACUACAAUGAAUGUAAUAAUCCAGUGUUAGGGGAACAUUUGAUAGCUGAUUGUCAAGCACAUUCUUACUGUGAGAAUACGUAUGGGUCUUGGACCUGCAAGUGUUUGAUUGGAUUUGAAAAGCAUUCUGCAGAGCACGAUAUCUGUGUCAGUGAAGGUAAGUACUCUGUGUAGAAAGUAAGUACAGAAAGUAAAUGCGCAAAGCAAAUACUAUGAAGAGAAUUCACACGAGUGAGAUAAACACAAGCAUGAGGAAAGAUAAAAACCAAAAAACAAAGAAAUGCAGUGAAGCAUACGACAUAAGCUUUGACAUAAGCGGAAUUUUAAAGCACAAUCUAAACGUAAGUUAAGGGAAAAUGUUUCGAAAAUUAAUUCUGUCCGCUUUGUUUUCCAAGACCCAAUGGUUAAAUUUUAUUUUGUUUUUCUGUUUAUGCUUAUCUUGCUCGAGUGAAUCAGACUUAAAUACCAACCGAAAAUGAUCGUGUUUUGUUGUUGACUUAAUAAAACAACAGUGAUCUGUGUGAUCUAUAAUAGUUGAUUGUAUUUAUUAUGAUCAACCAAUCACAAAUCCUGUUGAUAGAGGCACUAUGUGAGGGGGACCACAUGAACAGGAGUCGCUCAGUGCCCAAAGGCGUGAAUUGUGCAUGAUGAAUAUUUUGUCUUUAUACCCAUGAGUUACGCUUUUAGCUCAACACUCUUUCGCAAAAUGUAAGAUAAACUGUGCACAUCUGAGGACGCCUAUAUAUAUACACGCGUUUUCUACUGCAUGAGCGCUUAACUAUCCUAUCGCGGUUUACCGCGUGCAGGAUUGAACAUUUACCUUGCAAAACCUCAAUAUCGUCUCUUAAUUUUCUUAGACGAUGACUGGUGGAUAGUGUAUGCUGUGAUAUUUGGAGCAAUUGGCUUUGUUGUUCUCAUUCUCAUCUUCUUGUUCUGUUGUUUGGAGUUAAAACGAAAUGAAGAACUGUAAGUUACCAAUUACUUCCAUACAUACACACAUAUUUUAUUGACAACUCUUGAUACUCAAUGCGUUGUGUUUUUGUUCGAUACUUGCAUCGUAUUUCAGUUCCAUACUUGCAUCGUGUUUUUGACAGCAUGUACGACAUCACUUCACGUGUUUGCUUCAAGAUGAGACGUAUAAAGGCACUAAAACUUCUGAACUACCGAUGCUGAGCAUUAUCUGAUAUAGCUGACACUAAUAACUCUUCUCCCUUACGUAGAUAUACAUUACACGAAGAAAAUAGACCACGUGAUAAACGAAUUGAUGAAGAAGUGGCGCCGGGAUUUCCAGGAACAGUACCAAGAACAUCUUCAACUGGUAGUCAAUUGUUGUUAGGAACUGAUAAAGGGCAUGGUAGGGAGAGCCUCGCAAUGUACGAAGUGAACCCAAUUUACGACUCCGCCAAUGGUAAGUCAACAUCGACUUUGUAUUGGGACAAAUGCAGUCUUGACACCAUUUUUAAUGGACAUGUCUUCUAGUAACUAGACAGACGCGCGUACAAUCGGCUUGAACUCCAACUUUAUGUUCAGCUUCACCGUGUGCAAUUUUUUUCAAUUUGCCUAUCUAGGACUUGAACGCCGCACUUAUCAUUUGCUGAACCUCAGGUGAAGGCCGUUUUCCACUUCAACCGUAACAUAGCGUAUUUCUUUGUUUCUUGAGCACUAAAGUGGAACUAACGACUUCGACACGAAAGGAAAUGUUACGUUACGUUACGGUUGAAGCGGAAAACGACCUUUUGAACCAGGCUUGAUAUUUCAACAGUACUGUUGAUUGAUCCGAGCAGAUAUUAGGCGAUUGCCUCGUUAAGGCGGUUUUCCAGUCCUCGCACGAAGCUCCUCGCAGCUCGCUGCGAUUGCUUGCAUCUAAUUAAAAUUAACUGUUUAGCAUUGUGAUUGGAUGAAAGUGCUCAUGCAUGCACUCGCAGCGAGGAGCUUCGUGGGAGGACUGGAAAUCCGCCUUUAUACAUUAUGCCAAAAAUGCUUUAUUUUCACCGGGCACAAAUUAGCAGACAUGAACAAAAAGACAAAAAUCUUUCCACAGUAAGGAAAGUGCUCAGUAUUCUCCUGGUAUUCAAACCUGACAAGUAACCGAAUUCGAGCAAUCAGAAGUAUAAUUUAGUUCACAUGAUUUAUACGAAUAUUUCAUAAUUCUUUUUUUUCCAUUUUAGGAUAA
This is a messenger RNA of Paramuricea clavata, 11618 nucleotides long. The record is from the annotation of a GenBank genome assembly. Lineage: Eukaryota; Metazoa; Cnidaria; Anthozoa; Malacalcyonacea; Plexauridae.